AUGAAGUUCAAUUCGAUCCUUUCUUUGUCUUUGUCAGCCUUAUUUGCCUCGUCUGCUGGCCUUGUGUCGGCUGCCAAUCCGUUGGAGCGUUUAUUCAUUCAAAAUGGCGGACUCAAGAUCCAGGAAGAUAAGAAGAUUCCUGGAGAUUCCCCGAUCUCACUCUGCGAUGCUGAAUUGAGCCAAUUGAUUGAGAUUGAUAACAUCACUAUCGAUCCUAAUCCUCCAGUACGUGGAUCCACCCUCAACAUCCUUGCUAGCGGUUUACUCAAACAAAAUAUCGAAGAAGGAGCAUAUGUCGAGGUCGAGGUCAAAUACGGUUACAUCAAACUUGUUCAUGAUACUAUUGAUUUGUGUGAGCAAUUAGGAAACGUCAACAUGACAUGUCCAGUCGAGGCCGGCCAAAUCGACCUGUCCAAGUCUGUGGACCUGCCUAACGAGAUUCCUCCUGGCAAAUACUCGGUUGUGGCUCGGGCCUACACGGUAGACGACGAGCUGCUUACCUGUCUGACAGCCCAGGUCGAGUUCCCCAUCGACAAGAGGGUUUAA
Messenger RNA from Sugiyamaella lignohabitans, 546 nucleotides. RefSeq names its product Npc2p (gene NPC2). Gene Ontology annotation, molecular function: sterol binding. Lineage: Eukaryota; Fungi; Ascomycota; Dipodascomycetes; Dipodascales; Trichomonascaceae. Gene Ontology annotation, biological process: intracellular sterol transport. The transcript has a single exon. The record is from RefSeq and is a predicted model, not a curated record. Bases 1 to 546 code for a protein of 181 amino acids.